Messenger RNA from Ramularia collo-cygni, 2277 nucleotides. RefSeq names its product related to nucleolar protein fibrillarin NOP77 (RRM superfamily). NCBI's taxonomy places the organism in Eukaryota, Fungi, Ascomycota, Dothideomycetes, Mycosphaerellales, Mycosphaerellaceae. The transcript has a single exon. Gene Ontology annotation, molecular function: RNA binding. The record is from RefSeq and is a predicted model, not a curated record. Bases 1 to 2277 code for a protein of 758 amino acids.
AUGACCAUGGGAGCGGCAAAGAAAAAGCAACGCCUUUCAAAUGGAACUGCGGUCGUUGUUGAGGAGCACCAUGAAGCUUCAGAGGAGACCGAAAGCACAGCGGUCCCAGUCCCAGUUGUGGAGAAGGCAGUAGAAAAGGACGAAAAAGAGGCGGCCAUCAAGCAGCGAAGGUCCUUGUUCGUACGCCAGCUACCCGCCGACACCACCUCCGAGUCUUUGACCGACCUCUUCUCCGAAUCCUUCCCCGUCAAACACGCCACUGCCGUUACAGACCCGGCCACGAAAGAGUGUCGUGGAUAUGGCUUCGUAACUUUCGCUGAUGCAGAAGACGCUGCACAAGCCAAGGCCCAGUUCAAUGGACACUUGUUGGGCAACAAGAAGCUCCGCGUCGAGAUCGCCGAGCCGCGAACUCGUAAGGUUGGCGCUGAUGCUGAGCCGGGCGUGGACGGCGCUGCGGUGCCCAAGGCGGAGCAUCACGGCAACAAGCGGCCAGAGGAGCCGGUACAGCCGACAAAGUUGAUUGUGCGCAACUUGCCUUGGUCUAUAAAGCGCGGCGAUCAGCUCACUAAGCUGUUCCUCAGCUAUGGCAAGGUCAAGCAGGCGUAUAUUCCCAAAAAGGGCCCAGGGUUGAUGGCAGGCUUUGGUUUCGUGCUGAUGCGCGGCAAGAAGAAUGCGGAACGGGCGAUUGAAGGCGUCAAUGGAAAGGAGGUCGACGGAAGGACGUUGGCGGUAGAUUGGGCAGUGGACAAGGGCGCAUAUGAGGAGCAGGUCAAGGGCGAAGAGAGUGAGCAGGACGAAGAUGAGACAACUGUUGAGCAAGGCGAUGCAGACGAAGAGAUGCUGGACGAAGACGGAGACUCUGGUAACGAGAGCAGCGAUGAUGACAAUGAGGAUGGCAGUGAUGUCGACAUGGAUGAUGAAGAUGACGAGGAUGACCGCCCCAAAAGGAAGCACGAUGAUCGUUCAUCUACCUUGUUCGUCCGGAACCUUCCCUUCACGUGCACAGAUGAGGACUUGGAAGACCACUUCGCGCAAUUCGGCAGCACCCGCUAUGCUAGGGUAGUCAUGGACUAUGGCACAGAGCGGUCGAAAGGCACGGGCUUCGUAUGCUUCUACAACAAAGAAGACGCCGAUGCGUGUGUUCGCAAUGCUCCAGCACGCCAGAUGCCCACUGCACAAGAGAAGGGCAAGGACGGGAAACCCGCUCCGGCUCCUCAUUCAAUCCUACAAAACGACAGUACCGAUCCCACUGGCCAGUAUACCCUGGACGGCCGUGUCCUUCAAGUGACGAAGGCUGUCGAGAAAUCUGAGGCGAACCGACUGACCGAGGAAGGCACCACCCACCGGAACAAACGGGACAAUGACAAGCGCAGGCUCUACCUCUUAUCCGAGGGAACCAUUCCUUCAAACUCUAAGCUCUAUGAGCAGCUCUCACCAUCCGAAAGGGCGAUGCGUGAAGCUAGUGCGAAGCAGCGCAAGACAUUGAUCGAGAGCAACCCCUCCUUGCAUCUUAGUCUUGUUCGACUGUCUGUGCGCAACAUACCUCGUAGCAUUGGAUCCAAGGAAUUGAAAGCGUUGGCGAGAGACGCUGUUGUGGGAUUUGCAUCUGACGUCAAAGCAGAGCGCAGAGCUCGCCUGUCCAAGGAGGAAUUAUCUCGUGGUGGCGAGGAGAUGCGCAUUGCCGAGCAGGCCCGCAAGAAGUCAGGCAAGGGUAUCGUCAGACAGGCCAAAGUGGUGUUUGRGAGUGCUGGCGGCAGCAAAGUAAGCGAAGAUGCCGGCGCGGGAAGGAGCCGCGGCUACGGCUUCAUCGAGUACUACACCCACAGAAGUGCUUUGAUGGGUCUACGAUGGCUCAAUGGCCACGCAUUGGGCUAUCAGGUUCAGGAAGGCAAGGGCAAGCAGAGCCGAGACGAUGCUCAAGACCGAAAGAAGCGGUUGAUUGUGGAGUUUGCAAUCGAGAACGCACAGGUCGUUAUGCGGCGAAAGGAAAGCGAGCAAAAGGCUAGAGCACGAAGCUUGGCUGUCACUCAGGGAAUGGCAGCGGAUGAAGGUGAUGCAGGUGCAAAGCCCUCCAAGGGCAAGAGAGGCGAGAAGCCGGGCUCGCGGAAGCGCAAGAGAGGUUCUGACGCUGUGAAGCCGUCAAAGACAACGACUGCCCGGUCAGACAAGUCCAAGGGCGAGCCGAAGCAGCCGGUCGAUGAGAAGCUUGUGAAGCGCAACCAGAUAAUUGGACGCAAGCGCGCAUUGCGCAAGAAUCGCAAGGGUGGAAAAUCUUGA